GUUUGGAAUGAUCCAAUUCAAUACGUCUUAUUGGAGUAUCCAACCCAUUCAAAUUAAUUUUGAUUCGGACUGGUCUAACCCAAACCGGGUCCAUUGACACCCCUGGGUGGGUGGCAUGGCAUUUCAACUAACUUGCACCUGUUCUCUAUUUUGUCGCUUGAUAGGGCUGACAACUUCGUUUAACUUGAAGAAAGGUAAAAACUUGGGAAUUUAGCAAAAUUUCGUUAGGAGAAGUCAGUGACUUAGCCACAAAUUGGAAAAGGGUGCCUGGAUUAGAGGAUCUAUCAGUCAAAGAAACGAUCGAACAGAGAAUUCAACUUAAAACAAAGGAUCGUUUUCUUCUCUUUGUGUUCCCAAAAUGGAAAAUGACAGAAACUAAAGCGGUUGCAAACAAUGAAACCAGAGAUUUCUUUCUCCAUCUCUUUAAUCUCUGUAUCUAGUAUGUAUGUCUUUAUCUUCAUUUGCAGUUUUUUAUAGUAAUAGAAAAAUUCACAUCCAAAUGUAAGUUCUGUAUUUUCUUGUUUUUAUUUUUUCUGGAUAUCAGAAAUUGCUCAAAGAUUUGAUUUUGAUAACUUUUGGAAGUGGGAGAUGGGAAUGAAUGAUUUGAAAAGAGAACUUUGAUUCUUCUUGUUUUAUCUCCAAUUUUGGAUUCUUCUUAUAUUGUUUUUUUCUUAAAAAACAUUGUUAUAUAAUAUAACGAAGAUAUAUAUGCCUCUAGAUGCAAUGGAGAUGGUAGUUGUUAUCAGAAAUCUGAUCUCGUCCAUCUCAGCUUCUUGUAGAUGGGUUCGGAAUCAUCCUUUGAUUUUGGGUGUAGUUAUAUUUUUGUAUUUUCUGUAUAGAUUUCUCCCAUCUUUGUUUGGUUUUUUGCUUUCUUCUUCCCCUAUUCUUGUCUGUACCGCUGUUCUUCUUGGAACCUUCUUCAAUUUCGGAACUAACAACAUCCCCAAAGAUGAAGAUGGAACGAACAGGACCAGUCAGGUUGGUUCUCUGAAGGGAGCUGGUGGAAAAGAUCAUAGCUCUUCUGCAGGAACUGAUAAAGAUAACAGGAGGGAUUUCGAAGGCAAGACAGUAAGAAGGAUUGAUUUGAGCAAAAGAAUUGCAGGAGACAAGGGCAGAAAAACGGUUUUCACAUCAGUGCGAACUAAUAGAUCCAUCAUUUUCAGUGAAGAAAAGCCUAAAGAUGUCAAUAAGGAGGCGAUCAAAGAAGAGAGAAACAAUCAGGAGAAGGAAAGCAAGAGCCUCAAAUUGGAGCCCACAGGUGAAUUUUCUUUCGAAUCGUCUCGAGAUUCGUCUUCGAAACAGAUGGAAGAUCGUGUCGAUGAGCUUGAUCCACUUUCACGUUCCUUCGAUGCCGCUUCUGAGAAAUCCAGCGAAGAUAGUACUGCAUUGGAGGAGAUUGAAAGCCAAGAAGAAACAGAAGAUGCACAGAGGGCUCAAGAGGACGGAAGUAAAGCCGUAGAAUGGACAGAGGAUGACCAGAAGAAUCUCAUGGAUCUGGGGACUUCCGAGCUGGAAAGAAACCAGCGGCUGGAGAAUCUAAUUGCGAAGCGAAGAGCAAGGAAACUGUUGAGAAUGGAGGCUGAGAAGAAUCUGAUAGACUUCGACAGUAAUGACCUUCCUGUCCAAAUUCCUCCCAUUUCAACAAUAAGAACCAACCCUUUCGAUCUUCCUUACUGCCCUAAUGACACCACGGGCUUACCACCAAUUCCUGGUUCUGCUCCUUCUGUACUAUUACCAUCUCAGAACCCUUUUGAUCUUCCUUAUGACCCGUUAGAAGAAAAACCCAAUCUCAUGGAGGACAACUUUCAGGAAGAAUUCAUGGCAGCUCAACCCAAGGACUUCUUCUUUUGCAGGCAUGAGAGCUUUAGUUUGGGUCCUUCAUUCCCACUCCCAUGUGAACCUAGGCAAAACAUGCGCGACCUUAAGUUCCCUCCCUUUUUUGUCCCCCAACGGAUGCCACCAGAGAAGGCGACACACUUUCCCCCAUUCCCAGGGCAAUCUUUGGGUGCACGGUCUGCACCUGAUUCCUCCGGUGAAGAAAGCCAAUCUUCAGAAGAAGAAGCUGAUUCUAUAGAGAUUAAUGAUCAAGCAUCUAAGACAGAUAAUCUGGGUAUGAGCUCGCCACAAAUAACCAAAGAAAAUAUAAAGCCAACCAUAGGUGGCGUUGCAGAGGAAUCCAGCAAUUCCAUGCAACCAUCGCUCAGGGACUCUUAUCACAUGGGGCUGCAGGUCGCAGACGAAGUGUACGACAGUCGAGUAAAUGAGCAGCCUGUAUACGAUUCGAGCCCAUCAGCGACCGAGAAAAUGACCAUAGAAGAAGCUUUGCUUAACGUGAAGAAGAGAGGACACGAACAUCAUACCCAAUCCAUAGCUUCUGAUUUGCAGGUAGAGGUAUCAGAAGUGGGCUCUCCAAUGUCAAUCGUCUCGAUGAGUGAUGGGAAAUCCUUACUGAACGAGAGAAGCAUCCCCGAUGACGACACCAGUUCCAUCGAUGAGCUUGCGUCGUGGUCUGCCUCUUCUCACCUACGCGAUGUUGACGAAAUUGAAUCGAGAUCCAAGGGAGUGUCAAUGAUCAGCGAGCGUGAUGUUAUAAAAGUUGGAUUUAUGGGGCUAAGCCGGAGCUCUAAAGAUUUGACCAUAGGCAUCGCACCUUUGCCACCCCCGGCACCGGACGAGUUGGAUUUUGAAGAUGGCUCGGUCGAUACGAUUACUCCCCCUUCUCCCAAUCCCAUGACUGAAGCAGCAGCUAACGAAGGUUCCAUGGACCAUGAAAAAACACAGCCUCCCAAGGACAACUCCACAGUGCAACUCUCUCGUCAUGCCGGUCCUGAGAAACAAAAGGUAAACGAGAGACCAACACUCAUAAACACUGAUGUAAAGCAGGAAGAAUCCGUCCUCCCCAGAUCCAGUGAAGAUGGUAUAGUUCACAAGAACACAAACGAGUCAGUGGUCAAGGAAACGGAGAAGGAUGGUUCAAAGUCCACCAAAGCUAUUGAAGACGAUUCUGAUAAUAAGAAUGUAAAACCAGCAGAGCCAAAGGAAGGCGAUAUCAGGCAUGAAGCAGAAGUGAAGAAACCUGUCACUGAAGCUACUCUCAAAGAGACAACACCGAAAGAAGAAGCAGCUGGGCCUGCCAUGUCUCAAUUGCUCAAAGAACAAAAUCUUACGAGGACUGGUUCCGAGCCACGAGUUCCUUGAGGAAAAAAAUCUGCAAGAAAAUUGUUUUGAACCUUAUAUAAGGAAGAUCCCUAAUGGCGUGCAGACCGUUGAAAAGCAACGAGGUCAAAGUAGAAAUGGAACUUGUCUAACCGUUUAUCUAAUAUAAUCAAUCUCCCAAAUAUAUAUUUUUGUAAUAGAUGCGUGAAGAAUCUACAUGCCAAACUCGAUGUUGUUCAUUCAUUGGAGUCUAGGAAGAGGUUGCCGAGGACAUGGUAAAAUUGUAAGAAUUCAAUUGUUGCUUCACACACUCAAGUGUGCAGUAAUGAUGCAAUUCAUUUUGUAUUUAUUUUUCCAAAGCUUGUUCUAGAUUAUUGUCCCAGUUUAACCUCCAGAAUUCAUGUUGAUGUUGAACUAACCAGAUUGGCAUAUGCUUCGCUAUAAGAAAGAAUCCAAGAACUGGGGAGAGUAUAAAUUUACCCUGUAUAUAUCCAUACUACGGACAACAUUCAGGCUCCAUUUGUUUGAUAUACAAUUUAAUUUACAAGUAAAACUUAAAAUAAAUAGAGAUCAGAAUUUGCAUUACUCAUUUGCACUCCCAUGCUUUUCCACCAGUAUAAAUGAAAUUGCAUGGCAAACAAACUAGAACUUGUGUGUGUGUGUGUUUUUAUGAGAAUAUGCAACUCAAGACAGAUACUUCAAAAACCAAAAAGCAGAAACUAAACAAACUAGAUCUUGUGUUUUUUUUUUUUUUUUUUUUUUGAGAAUAUGCAACUCAAGACAGAUUCUUCAAAAACCAAAAAGCAGAAACUCAAUACAAUGGUCAGUCAUAGACUCAUAGUUUCUCAAUCACCGAGCGAGGAAAGAUCCUCUGAUUUGAUUUUAGUUUUUUUAUUGGCAGAAUUACAACAAGAGUCUAUAAACAUUCAAGAAAACACCAAACAUCAGUAACGAAUUAAAUAA
Messenger RNA from Nelumbo nucifera (sacred lotus), 4119 nucleotides. RefSeq lists its product as uncharacterized. NCBI's taxonomy places the organism in Eukaryota, Viridiplantae, Streptophyta, Magnoliopsida, Proteales, Nelumbonaceae. The record is from RefSeq and is a predicted model, not a curated record.